This is a messenger RNA of Phytophthora megakarya, 1056 nucleotides long. The record is from the annotation of a GenBank genome assembly. Lineage: Eukaryota; Oomycota; Peronosporomycetes; Peronosporales; Peronosporaceae.
AUGGGGUCGACGGAAGAGUCCGACCCUAGCUUCAAGGAGAUUCCAGAGUACGAGUACGCCGACGAGGAAGUGAUAUCCCAUGAAGGGUCAGACUUAUUCGCAGAAGACGUGGAAGCCGAAAUGGCAGUGUUGCCAGAGGUUCCGUUGACGGCAGAAGUGAAGAUCGAGGAUCUCAAAAUCGGGCGUCCGGAAGGAGUUGACCCGGAGGAAGCUGCAGAGAUGGAAGAACGGCUGCGCCAGAUCGUCUGGAAGAAGCGUAAAUGGUUGAUCGGGAAGGGCAACGCUCUACCACCUGCAGCAAAGGGUGUCAUCUGCGACAUCGAUUUCUCGUCGCAGUUUCGCGAGAAACUAGCCGAUAUGAUCCAAGGACUCCUCAGCGCGGGUAUGAUCCGCGCGCCGAAGUUACCUUGGGCUUCCCCCAUCGUCGUCAUCGUGAAGAAGAACGGCGUCGACAUCAGGCUCUGUGUCGACUACAGACAUGGCCAGCGGAUUUUAGGUAGUCCCGAUGACGGACCGAACAUUCUCAUCUCCGCGUUCAUCACACCAUUCGGGGUGUUCGAGUGGCUGCGUAUGCCAUUCGGUUUAUGCAACGCACCACAGAUAUACCGGCGGUUGAUAGACAACGCGCUGUACGGCUUCUGGAAACUCUCGCUGACGGAAGAUACCCGCGACGUUUUCCAGGACAGGGUCCUGUCCAAGCCUGGAACACGGUCCGUGCUUGGUCGACGGUCCUAUAUUGACGAUAUUCUGAUCGGGGGAAAGUCUUGGGAUGACUUGUGCGAGAAGGUGGAACGUCUCCUCGAAGUUUGCGAAGAGUGGCACUUGUCGAUCAGUUCGUUCUUGGGUAGUCUAAAUUACUACCACCGCUUUAUCCCCGACUUCGCAAUCUUUGCCACCGCGCUCUACUCCCUCUCAGCCCGCAACUUCGAGGAACGCGCCACGAAUCCAGAAACGCGUGACGUGGAAAAGUGGGAUCACGCUGAACGCGCGUUCGCGACACUUCGCCGCAAGAUCGCGGCUACCCCGAUGCUAAAGCAUUUCGACGCGGAUAGAUAA